This is a messenger RNA of Pseudomyrmex gracilis, 5409 nucleotides long. It is a transcript of the gene Sema2a, whose product is annotated as semaphorin-2A. The transcript is spliced from 13 exons. The record is from RefSeq and is a predicted model, not a curated record. Gene Ontology annotation, molecular function: semaphorin receptor binding; chemorepellent activity. Gene Ontology annotation, biological process: negative chemotaxis; axon guidance; negative regulation of axon extension involved in axon guidance. Bases 1012 to 3174 code for a protein of 720 amino acids. NCBI's taxonomy places the organism in Eukaryota, Metazoa, Arthropoda, Insecta, Hymenoptera, Formicidae.
GACAGACUGACAGAUUCAACGUGAGAGGGGAAGAGACGUGCGCGCGAGAGUGCCCCAGUUUCGGUGCGGUCACAUGUGGACGUCGAGCGGUGUAGCGCCGCGGGGAAAAAAGAACAACGGUGCUAAAGUUCGCUCCCUGUCGUUCGGCAGGCGUCUUCUUCGUUCGAGGAUACGCGGCGAUAUCUCAGUCGAGUGUGACAAACUCGUGUACAUUUUAUUUUGUGUGUGAAUAAUUCGUUUCGUGCUGAGAAUCAACGUCAAUCAGAGGUAUGAAAUUGUCGAGCGUCGUGAUUAGUGUCGGCGUCGGUAUGAAGUUGGCCACGCGCGACCGAUGACGAUUGGUCAGUUCGGCGGGCACGAGCAGCUCCGAAUUCAAACGAGACGCGUGCCUCACUUCCACUCGGUAGCUCCGUUACGUCGCGAACCGCUACGCUGAUCGUCCCAAUGGCGAUGUGCCGAUGUGUGUUUUCGCGCGUGUUUAUGUUUACGUGACCGCGUGAAGAGUUUUCCCGUGCGCCCGCGGAAUCGUGCGUUUUCCAACGGUGUGCACAGUGCAAAGUGGAUGCGCUCCUCGGUGACAUUUAUUAUUCGACGAGGAGAUUCAAGAAUCCGCGACGACAAGCCUCUGGCGAACGCUUCGAUGCGAUUUUAUCGACGCGUUCAUUCUCGCUUUCAUUAGCUUCCGCGCAAUUAAUUUGUCACAUCGCUGCUGAGUGUGCAAAAAACCGGGACGCGAUUGACAGGCGAGAAAUUUGAAGCAGUUCUUGUAGUCGGAGAAGUCACUUGGAACACGAGAUCGAUCGAACAUGCUACGUACGGUCGAACAUCGCCGGUUUGCUGGAAUGACAGUGCUGCCACAUCGGCGCGAAUGCGAAGUGUGACGUCCAUCGGAUUACGCGCGAUGGAACGAUUGUUUUAAGGAAGAGCGUGACAGUGCAAGCACGAGGAAUCGUGCGUUACAUACACAUCGUCGCCGUCGCCGCGAGAGAAGGAAGAAAGCGUACGAGAAUAAUGGUGGAUCUAAGUGCUAACGGAAUGGAUACGUCAAGAAAUCGAGUUAGAAGAAUGGUCGGGCUGUUUUGGUUUGCUUUCUUUUUCGCAGAAGCCAUGGCCGCGGGUACUCUGGAGAAACUGCACGAAGAACACGUGCGGGAAUUCAGCUGCGGAAUGCUGUACUACAGGACGCUCUACUUGGACAGUAAGAGGGACGCUCUAUACGUCGGUGCUAUGGACAAGAUCUUCAGGCUAAAUCUCAGCAACAUCAGUCAUUCCAACUGCGAGAGAGACGCCCUGAAUCUGGAACCCAGCAAUGUGGCAAAUUGUGUGUCCAAAGGCAAAUCGGAGCAUUUUGACUGCCGAAAUCACAUAAGAGUGAUCCAGCCGAUGGGCGACGGCAAUCGGCUUUACAUGUGCGGCACGAACGCGCACUCGCCUAAGGACUGGGUGAUUUAUAGCAAUCUGACUCACUUACCGCGUCACGAGUUCGUACCGGGGGUGGGAAUGGGCAUCGCAAAGUGCCCUUACGACCCUGCGGACAAUUCGACGGCGGUCUGGGUCGAGAAGGGCAAUCCUGGGGACUUGCCAGCUCUUUAUUCCGGCACCAACGCCGAGUUCACCAAAGCCGAUACCGUAAUCUUUCGCACGGAUCUCUACAAUUUGACUACCGGCCGUAAGGCGUUCAGUUUCAAGAGGACGCUCAAGUAUGAUUCCAAGUGGCUUGACAAACCAAAUUUUGUCGGAUCGUAUGAUAUCGGCAGCCACGUGUUCUUCUUUUUCCGCGAGACCGCGGUCGAAUAUAUAAACUGCGGUAAAAGUGUGUAUUCCCGCGUGGCGCGAGUUUGCAAAAGAGACACCGGCGGUAAAAACAUACUCGCGCAAAAUUGGGCCACGUACCUCAAGGCCAGAUUGAAUUGCUCGAUACCCGGCGAGUUUCCAUUUUACUUCAACGAAAUACAGAGCAUUUACAAGGUGCCUGGUGACGACACACAUUUUUACGGUACCUUCACCACGUCGACGAACGGACUAAUGGGUUCCGCGAUAUGUUCCUUCCACAUUGACGCCAUUCAAGAGGCUUUUCGUGGCAAGUUCAAAGAGCAAGCGACCAGCAGUAGCGCGUGGCUACCGGUCUUGUCCAACAAGGUGCCAGAACCGCGACCGGGCCAGUGUGUCAACGACACGGAGUCGUUGCCGGACACCGUUCUGAAUUUCAUAAGAUCCCAUCCGCUAAUGGACUCCGCGAUCUCGCACGAGAACGAGAAGCCAGUUUUCUACAAGCGAGACGUUAUGUUCACGCGAUUGGUCGUCGAUAAAUUGCGCAUCGACUUUGUGGGAACCGAUCUCGAGUACACGGUUUACUACGCCGGCUCCAGUGACGGUCGAGUUCACAAGGUUGUACAGUGGGUCGACAGUAACGACGAAUCCCAGUCCCGGUCGAUUCUGCUGGACGUUUUUGACGUCACGCCGGGCGAACCGAUACAAGCGAUGGAGAUCUCAAAGGAGCACAAGGCUCUCUACGUGGCGUCGGAUCAUCGGAUAAAGCAGAUCGAUCUGGUGAUGUGCACUCGGCGUUACGACAACUGCCUGCGAUGUGUUCACGAUCCGUACUGCGGAUGGGACAAGGACACGAACACGUGCAAACCUUACGAACCUGGGCUUCUCCAGGACGUGUCGAACAGCACGGCGGACGUUUGCGACAGCAGCGUCGGCAAGCGCAAGCUCGUCGUAACGUGGGGACAGUCGGUCCACUUGGGAUGCUUCGUGAAGAUGCCGGAAGUGCUGGCGAACCAGGAGGUACGGUGGUAUCAUUACAGCAAGGAGAAGGGCAAGUAUCAAAUCGCGUACAAAUACGGCGCUGGCGGGGACAAAUUUAUCGAGACCUCGGAGAAAGGUCUCGUGAUUGUCGGCGUGAACGAGCAGGACGCCGGUAGAUACGACUGCUGGCUCGGCGGCGCUUUACUGUGCUCGUACAACAUCACCGUGGACGCGCACAGAUGUUCCGCCCCCGCCAAAUCCAACGACUACCAGAAGAUUUAUUCGGACUGGUGUCACGAAUUCGAGAAGUACAAGUCGGCGAUGAAGAGUUGGGAAAGAAAGCAAGCGCAAUGCGCCUCGAGGCAGAACGACAGCAAUCAGAACAUACACACGAACGAGGUGUACGGCACGCCCCUCGUCUGAUGGAGUCGAUCGUUGGGUCCCACGUCGAGCCGAGAUCACGAUGACACGAUGAUACGAAUUAGCGUCCCGCCGAGGAAUCGCGGCUGGACCACGACCGGCUGGAUCGGCCUGACCUUCCUGUUGGCCGGUCACGUCGCCGCGCUCGGCCCGCUCGUCACUCGAGGACUGUCAAACGACUGAGACGCAAUUACCGCGAAUCGGUGAACUUGAAACCAAGUGCGAAGGGACGUACACGCGUGAUCGAUCGUGUAUACAGUUAUAUAUAUAUACAUAUAUAUAUAUAUAUAUAUAUAUAUAUUUUAGUGCCACUGUGCCCGAGACCCUCUCUCGUCGCACUGCCGAUCGCGAAACGGCCAUCUCGUUUAUUACACGAGCGAUCGGUGACCCGCGAGGUAUUUCAGUUUCGUUCUCGUUCGUGCAUUUCACUUUCCGUUUACGUACAUAGGAUUUUUUACUACUCGCCUCGCUGUAAAUAGAUGUGUCGCGUACGAGCCGCGAAAAAGAGAAUCCAAACGCGCGGAGUGUUCUCGGUGAUGACGUAAUAUCGCGAAUGUGAUGGAACAAUCUCCGGCUCGUAAUAUCCGCAAAGCAGUGACAUUCCUCGGAAAUAAACGAACAAUGUUUCUUGGAUAUUUAAUUAAUUUGCGGAACGAGUUGCGGGGGAGAGUUUUAACCGUGUACAUACGAUAUCAGAACGUAGCCUCGUUUGCGGCAGACAAUGCAAUGUUGAUCACGAUAUCAACGUAAUGAGAUAUCGAUUAUCAAUACGACGCCGAGAUUAAGCGGUUCGUCGAGGAGAGAAGGGCGCGUUCUUCUGCAGUUUUUUUCGCAUCUGUGAUAGGAGCGACCGAAGAGCGAAAUCGAGGCGGAGUUUUCCCGACGACGGCGACGAGGGAGCGCUAAUAGAAGAGGAGAACAACCGCAAAACGCUGAGAGGAGUCGGUAUAUAAGCGUUGGUCGAGGAAAGGAAGGUAAAAUGUCGCGUCACAAAGGAAAAAAAACGCAAAAAGACAAAAAAAACAAAAAAACAAAAACCGAAAACGUGGCCAACCGACGGCGCGUUUACGACGUCACGCAGGUUACAUAUGAGAUUAUUAUCGGCUUAGAGAGACCUUCGUGCGAGCCGCGCUGCACUCGCGCGACACUGGUUAGCUUUCCAUAUCACGUUCGCCACUUUUGCCGCGCGCACACGCCUAUUUUCUACUUGCACAUCUACCCACUCCGGGCCUCCUUCACACAAACACACCACUUCGCCACAUCGCGUUUCCUUCAUUUUUCCUUCAUAUAUCGCAUCUCGACGAUCGCGCGAGCCACCACCUCCCUCCCCCCCCGCCUGUUAUCUUUUGUUUGCGGGGAGAACCUUCGUGCCGUUCCGAUCAUCGCGCCAUUAUUCUUCGCAUACCUAUCUGGAGACACGGCGCGGAACGACCGCGCGAUGACGACGCGGUUUUCGUCCUCGCGCGCGCGCGCGCGUAUACAUUGUAUCGGCAAAAAAUCGCGUCGUACACUCGCGUGUCGCGAGAAACUAUCGUCGUCGUCGUCGUCGUUGUUGUCGCGUUCCAGUUCGCGAAAAAUCACCUCGAGAGCGCGCACACGCCGGGCGUCGAGGGCAUCGUCGAGAAUUCUCCUGCAACCAAGGUGCUACACGGAUCUAUUUCCCCCGGAUGAAAGCUGGAUAAAAAGACUCGUAGUCUUGAGACUCGCGUAUACACACAUCCCUUUCAGCGUAUCCCCCGUCUCCUUUCAUCUGAUUCUUUCCUCAAACUGUAGGCAGCGUCAUUAGAUUACACGCGGACGAGCGUGAAAGUAUCGAGAGCGGAUGAGAUUUAAUUAUCGUGAAAACGAUAUAAGAAGCAGGUCAUUCCCAAUGGGAGCGAAAAUAUACACGCGAAAAGCCAAGUUUUUUUUUUGCGUUAGUUACUAAAACAAGUUUUUUUUCGUGUAGAAUCCUAAUAAAUAAAAACAGAAAUACAUCCGAAUUUUUGAUGCAGUUGUCCGCGGUUUUGAUACUUUUUCUCUCGCGCGAUUACAACUAAGUAAAUACGAACGCGCGUGUGAAAUACAAGAAGAUCUUUGGACACUUAUCCCUAGACAUGUGUAAUCUUCAAAAAACGCAUAAAAACGUUCUGCUUCUACGUGUAGACAGCAGAGAACAACUUAUUGGGCCUAUACACUGAUAUAUAUAUAUGUAUAUAUAUAUACACACCCACACAUAUAUAUAUAUACAUAUAUAUA